GAAAGGGCAGGCAGGAAUGCAGGCAGACAGACAGACGAGCAGACAGGCAGGCAGGGCAGGGCAGGCAAGCAAGCAGACAGACAGACACCCACAGACCUUUCGUAUUACCAUUGGGAGUCACAGAUACAGUUUAGUGUGGAUUACCUGGAUUACUGCACGCCGACAGUCGCUCCAUACGGACUGGAACCUGCUUCCUAUGAACAAUGGAACAGAUGCCUUUACAAAUGUGUUAAGGGUUACUCCUUUUGAUUGGAUCCUGUUCAUAUUACUUUUCUUUGCCUUUUCUUUUUGUCCUUUUUUUCCUAUUUCAGUUUUUAUUUUUAUUUUCUUUUUUACAUUGGAGUUCCAGCGACUUUUUAUAAAUUAACCCAUUGGACACUGCGGGUUCUCCUGUUCUCGAAAAGAUGCGAUCACCAUGGGGACAGGUAAAGUGUUUAAGAUCAUAUGUGUUGACUACCACAACAACCUGCUGGUUUACAUCAUCGAUCACUACUGGACUGGAGAGUGAAGACUGUCGUUGAAGAGGAGCCAAGAACUGACCAGAUGGACAUUGAGUGUCAGCGCUGGACCAACAACCAAUCCGAUGAGUGCCACUGUACUGAUAACCAAUCAGAAGAGUGUGACUGGACGGACAACCAAUCGGAUGAAGUGGAGAGUUGGACCGAGGAGUUGGAGGAGUUCUUAUGCGAAAUCCAUGAGGGCUGUGCUACUGACCUCUACAGACAUCCUCAGCUGGACAUGGACAUAGAUUCGGUGAAGGCCAUCUACGCUGACACGGCUGUCUCCGUCAGAGAGCAUGGGUCUAUUGACGAUGUGGACGUUGACAUGCUAAUCAAUGUCAGCUUCCUGGAUGAUGAAGUAGCCAGGGCCUGGAAGAUCAUCCCAACAGAGCCUAUUAUUGUCCGGCUGCGCUUCUCACUGUCCCAAUACCUGAAUGGACCAGCACCUUCUGUGGAGGUGUUCCAACCUUCUAACAGAGAAGGAUUCAGCCUGGGACUACAGCUGCAGAAGGUCAUCUCUAGCUUUGUGUCCCAGCAGUGGAAGUACCUGAGUAAUGAAACCCUCACGGCCCAACAGAAGACCAGACACACUUGGUUCAAACCUGGAGGAACCAUCAAGAGGUUCAGGGCUGGACUCAGCAUCCUCUCGCCCAUGUCCAAGUCCAGUGGCCAGGAGCAUGUUCUGAAGGUGAAGAUGAUUGGACCGGAGCUGAAAGUGAAUCGCCUUAUGAAUCGGACAAUGGCUUACACCAUCAAGAACACCAGAGGAGAACUCCUCACGUACACAACUAAUGGCAAGAGGGUGGCGGUGUCUGCUGUCAAGUCUCCGGCUCACAUCACAACUAAACAGCUGAUUGAGCUGCUGUUCUCAUCCCAAGCCUUUAUUCAGUGCAAGUCAGCCCCCACCCUGCAACAUGGGUUCUUAGUACAGGUAAUGAAAUACGCAGAACAGAGAAUCCCCACUCUGAAUGAAUACUGUGUGGUCUGUGACGAACGACACAUCUUUCAAUACGCCUCUAUGUUGAAGCCUGCAGUGUGUAGCAGGGAACUGUGCGUGUUUUCUUUCUACACCUUGGGAGUGAUGGCAGGAGCUGCAGAGGAGGUGUCGAAUGGAGCAGAGGUAGUGGACUUGUUGGUAGCCAUGUGCCGGGCAGCUCUGGAGUCCUCCCGGAAGAGUAUCAUCUUCGAGCCAUACCCCUCUGUGGUCGACCCAUACAACCCCAAGUCUCUGGCCUUCAGUCCCAAGAAGAAGAGCUACGAUCGACUGCAGAAAGCUCUGGACAGCAUCAUGACCAUCAGGGAGAUGACCCAGGGUCCGUAUUCAUCAAUCAAGAAACAGAUGGACUCCAUAGAUCCUCUUGCUCACCCUCUGCUUCAAUGGAUCACAUCAAGCAACAGAUCACAUAUUGUCAAGCUCCCGCUGAACAGGCAACUGAAGUUCAUGCACACUCCACAUCAGUUCCUAUUAACCAGUAGCCCUCCUGCUAAAGAAGCACACUUCCGGGUCGCUAGGAAACUAUAUGGCAGCACCUUCGCAUUCCAUGGUUCCCACAUAGAGAACUGGCAUUCUAUUCUGAGAAAUGGACUUGUCAACGCCUCAUGCACAAAACUGCAGCUGCAUGGUGCUACGUACGGGAAGGGUAUCUACCUGAGUCCUGUCUCUAGCGUCUCAUAUGGAUACUCAGGAAUGGGUAAAGGACAGCACCACGUGACCACCAAACAGGAGCUGGGCAAACGUUACAACCGUAUCAACACCGUACAACAGGAAAGACAGGGCCAGUCCAGGUUUCUUCAGAGCAGGAAUUUAAACUGCAUCGCACUUUGUGAAGUGAUAACAUCAAAGGACCUUCAGAAACAUGGGGACACGUGGGUGUGUCCAAUAUCCGACCACGUCUGUACACGAUUCUUCUUUGUGUAUGAGAACGGCCAGGUGGGAGAUGCCGACAUCAACACCCAGGACAUAAGGAUUGAGCAAGAGAUAAUACGGGCGAUUGAGACUAAGCCUAUCUGAGGAGGACAUGUGAGACAGAGCUUUAAGUACAGUAUGGCUGGAGACAGCUAUAUGUACAGUAGAGCUCUGGCCAGGGAUACACAGCUAUAUGUACAGUAUAGCUCUGGCAGGAGAUACACAGCUAUAUGUACAGUAUGGGUCUGGCUGGAGACAGCUAUAUGUACAGUAUGGGUCUGGCUGGGGAUACACAGAUGGACCCAGUGAGGAUAGGGGACUCUUACCAUUUAAACACUACUGAAACACUACUACAAUGCCGCAGAGCUGGGCUGCCCUGGCCUGGUUACACAUGGACCACAUAAAUCAGGAUAUCUGAAUAUCGUAUGGACCAAUGAGGUACUUUGAAUAUCAUAUAUGGUCCAAUGGGGAACUUGGAAUAUCAUAUGGACCAACCCUGAAUAUCACCAAUGGGGAACUCUGAAUAUCACAUGAACCAAUGGGGAACUCUGAAUAUCAUAUGAACCAAUGGGGAACUUGGAAUAUCAUAUGGACCAACCCUGAAUAUCACCAAUGGGGAACUCUGAAUAUCACAUGAACCAAUGGGGAACUCUGAAUAUCAUAUGAACCAAUGGGGAACUUGGAAUAUCGUAUGGACCAAUGGGGAACUCUGAAUAUCAUAUGAACCAAUGGGGAAUUUGGAAUAUCAUAUGAACCAAUGUGGAACUCUGAAUAUCAUAUGAACCAAUGGGGAACUUGGAACAUCGUAUGGACCAAUGGGGAGACCUCAGAAUAUUGCAUGGACCAAUAGGGAGCUCCACACAGAAAGAAAGAAAGGUGUCCUUACAAAAGGCAGUCACACAAAUUUCACAUGGAGACCUGAUCACUAUUGACCUCCAAGGGAAUGUCAUAUUUCAUUGUCAUUAGAGGCAAUAGGAUUUGCUAUGUGACAGAUGUGGAGGGAUUUUCCCUUAUGAAUAUUAUAAUGUGAUUAUAACACGAUUAGGCUUUGCACAUUGGUCAUCAUGCAACUGCCUCUAAAAAAAACAAACAAUGGAGUUGACUUGCCUUUAAAACAUAUAUCACAAUACAGCGAACAGUGGUUUGUAUAAGAACAUGACUAUUCUCGUGCAAUACUUUUAUAAUCAUUUCUUAUGACCAUAUUUUUGUAUUAAAGUUUGGCGGAUUGUUUAACCAUUACUUGUUAAAUCAGUAAAAAUCCAUAUACACUACCCAGUCUCUCUAACCUACGGACUGAACCAUUUAAUCACUACACUACCCAGUCUCUCUAACCUACGGACUGAACCAUUUAAUCACUACACUACCCAGUCUCUCUAACCUACGGACUGAACCAUUUAAUCACUACACUACCCAGUCUCUCUAACCUACGGACUGAACCAUUUAAUCACUACACUACCCAGUCUCUCUAACCUACGGACUGAACCAUUUAAUCACUACACUACCCAGUCUCUCUAACCUACGGACUGAACCAUUUAAUCACUACACUACCCAGUCUCUCUAACCUACGGACUGAACCAUUUAAUCACUACACUACCCAGUCUCUCUAACCUACGGACUGAACCAUUUAAUCACUACACUACCCAGUCUCUCUAACCUACGGACUGAACCAUUUAAUCACUACACUACCCAGUCUCUCUAACCUACGGACUGAACCAUUUAAUCACUACACUACCCAGUCUCUCUAACCUACGGACUGAACCAUUUAAUCACUACACUACCCAGUCUCUCUAACCUACGGACUGAACCAUUUAAUCACUACACUACCCAGUCUCUCUAACCUACGGACUGAACUAUUUAAUCACUACACUACCCAGUCUCUCUAACCUACGGACUGAACCAUUUAAUCACUACACUACCCAGUCUCUCUAACCUACGGACUGAACCAUUUAAUCACUACACUACCCAGUCUCUCUAACCUACGGACUGAACCAUUUAAUCACUACACUACCCAGUCUCUCUAACCUACGGACUGAACCAUUUAAUCACUACACUACCCAGUCUCUCUAACCUACGGACUGAACCAUUUAAUCACUACACUACCCAGUCUCUCUAACCUACGGACUGAACCAUUUAAUCACUACACUACCCAGUCUCUCUAACCUACGGACUGAACCAUUUAAUCACUACACUACCCAGUCUCUCUAACCUACGGACUGAACCAUUUAAUCACUACACUACCCAGUCUCUCUAACCUACGGACUGAACCAUUUAAUCACUACACUACCCAGUCUCUCUAACCUACGGACUGAACCAUUUAAUCACUACACUACCCAGUCUCUCUAACCUACGGACUGAACUAUUUAAUCACUACACUACCCAGUCUCUCUAACCUACGGACUGAACCAUUUAAUCACUACACUACCCAGUCUC
Molecule: messenger RNA, 4836 nt
Organism: Oncorhynchus mykiss (rainbow trout)
Lineage: Eukaryota; Metazoa; Chordata; Actinopteri; Salmoniformes; Salmonidae
Product: protein mono-ADP-ribosyltransferase PARP6
Molecular function (GO): NAD+ poly-ADP-ribosyltransferase activity
Source: RefSeq, a predicted model, not a curated record